Molecule: messenger RNA, 1308 nt
Organism: Anopheles maculipalpis
Lineage: Eukaryota; Metazoa; Arthropoda; Insecta; Diptera; Culicidae
Product: lipase 3-like
Exons: 2
Coding region: 64-1308 (414 amino acids)
Biological process (GO): lipid metabolic process
Molecular function (GO): hydrolase activity, acting on ester bonds
Source: RefSeq, a predicted model, not a curated record
UUCUAUAAAGCAGGAUUAGCCAGUUGGCCGAAGGUACAGUCAGUAAAAAACCAUUGCUCGAGCAUGGUACUAAGCAACAGCUGCUGGAUCCUGCUGGCCCUGGCUAGUGUGGCCACGCUAUCACAAGCUUCCACCAUCCGUGAUGUGUUGGCAUUCCGCCGAGGAGAUGCACCACAACCCACCAACAUUGCACCGCUAACGGCUGACAUCAUCACCAACGAUGGAUACUUAGUCGAGGAGCACCAGGCAACGACGGCCGAUGGCUACGUCCUGACAAUGUUCCGCAUCCCGGGCGGUCCUGGCAAUCCACCGCGCGAAGGCAAGAACGUUGCAUUUGUCCAGCACGGUUUGCUCUGCUCGUCGGCCGACUGGGUAAUACUGGGACCGGGCAAAGCUCUCGCCUACAUGCUUGUGGACGCCGGAUACGAUGUGUGGUUGGGUAAUGCGCGUGGCAAUACGCACUCCCGCCGCCAUAUCUUCCACGAUCCGGAUGCGCGCAAUACGGAUUUCUGGGACUUUAGCUGGCACGAAAUCGGUUACUUCGAUUUACCUGCUAUGAUUGAUUACGCGCUACAGUUCACUGGACAGACGUCACUGCAGUACGCUGGCCACUCGCAGGGUACGACCUCGUUCUUCAUCAUGACGUCGUUGCGUCCGGAGUACAAUCAACGUAUUCGUUCGAUGCAUGCGUUGGCACCGGUAGCUUUCAUGAGCAAUCUGCGUUCACCGUUUGUGCGUGCCUUUGCUCCCUUCGUCGACCAGAUUGAUUGGCUAAUGCGUAUGUUGGGCGUGAACGAGUUCCUUCCCAGCAGCGACAUGAUGACGCUCGGUGGUCAAAUGCUGUGCCGUGACGAAGCACUCUUCCAGGAGGUGUGCGCCAACGUGCUGUUCCUCAUCGGAGGUUUCAACUCGCCCCAACUCAACCGUACUAUGCUGCCUGCAAUUCUGGCCAACACUCCCGCCGGUGCUUCGGUUAACCAGCUGGUACACUACGCUCAAGGCUAUAAUUCCGGACGCUUCCGUCAGUUUGAUUACGGUCUGACGCUAAACCUCAUCCGGUACGGAUCGAUCCGUCCUCCAGAUUAUCCACUCGACCGCAUUACCGCCCCGGUAGCGCUCCACUACGGUGACAACGAUUGGCUGGCGGCCGUGUCGGAUGUGCGCCAACUGCACUCUAACCUCCGUAACGCGAUCGGAUUGUUCCGUGUGUCGGACCCGAACUGGAACCAUUUGGAUUUCACUUGGGGAAUCGAUGCCGAUUCGCUACUCUACCGACGUGUCAUCAGCUUCAUGGAUCGAUACAACUAA